This is a messenger RNA of Synchiropus splendidus (mandarinfish), 1909 nucleotides long. RefSeq names its product solute carrier family 7 member 7 (gene slc7a7). The record is from RefSeq and is a predicted model, not a curated record. The coding region runs from base 188 to 1678 and encodes 496 amino acids. The transcript is spliced from 10 exons. NCBI's taxonomy places the organism in Eukaryota, Metazoa, Chordata, Actinopteri, Syngnathiformes, Callionymidae. Gene Ontology annotation, cellular component: membrane. Gene Ontology annotation, molecular function: basic amino acid transmembrane transporter activity; L-amino acid transmembrane transporter activity. Gene Ontology annotation, biological process: amino acid transmembrane transport.
AAGAGGAAGCGGCUCAGGAAGAGGAGACACUCGUCCAUCCUGCGGACAAGAGGAAGAGUCGCACGGGAGGACGUUUCAGCGCGUGAGAUGGCAGGCAAUGACGCAAGAUAGCUGAGGAAAAGGCUUUGAAUCAAUAAGGAGAGCCACAAUUGCGAUCAUUCGGACUUGUGAAUCUACGACACGAACUAUGGCGUCCUACAGCCCCGCUCCAACACAAGAAGGCCAGAACGGUCAUGCCAAUUCUGUGAAGUCCGAUGGCUCAGGGGAGUCCAUGAAACUGAAGAAGGAGAUCUCCCUGCUCAACGGCGUGUGUCUGAUCGUGGGCAACAUGAUCGGCUCGGGAAUCUUCGUCUCUCCCAAAGGUGUGCUGAUUCACAGCGCCUCCUAUGGCCUGUCACUGGUGGUGUGGACCAUUGGCGGGAUCUUCUCAGUGUUUGGGGCCCUUUGCUAUGCUGAACUGGGAACCACCAUCACAAAGUCAGGGGCCUCCUACGCAUACAUCUUAGAAGCAUUUGGAGGUUUUAUGGCAUUCAUCCGUCUGUGGACCUCGCUGCUGAUCAUCGAGCCGACCAGCCAGGCGGUCAUCGCUAUUACCUUCUCCAACUACAUGGUGCAGCCCAUCUUCCCAACAUGCGUCGCUCCGUACCUGGCCAACCGCCUGCUGGCCGCCGCCUGUAUCUGUCUGCUGACAUUUGUCAACUGUGCCUAUGUGAAGUAUGGCACCAGAGUACAGGACUUCUUCACCUACGCCAAAGUCAUCGCCCUCAUCGCCGUCAUCAUCACCGGCCUGGUUAAGAUCGGACAAGGUCAUACGCAGAACUUUGAGGGUCUCUUUGAUGGCUCGUCGCGGGACCCUGGAGGCAUCGCUCUAGCUCUGUACUCCGCCCUAUUCUCUUACUCUGGAUGGGAUACGCUCAACUUCGUCACAGAGGAGAUCAAGAACCCAGAGAGGAAUCUCCCAUUGGCUAUCGCCAUCUCCAUGCCCAUCGUCACCAUCAUCUACAUUAUGACCAACGUGGCCUACUACACUGUGCUGCCCAUGAACGCCAUCUUGGAUAGCGAUGCGGUCGCUGUGACGUUUGCAGAUCAGGUGUUUGGGGUGAUGAACUGGACCAUCCCUCUGGCUGUGGCCCUGUCCUGCUUCGGAGGACUGAACGCUUCCAUUCUGGCGUCGUCACGGCUUUUCUUUGUGGGCUCCAGAGAAGGUCACCUGCCUGACUACCUGUGCAUGAUCCAUGUGCACCGCUACACUCCCAUCCCAGCCCUGCUCUUCAACGGGAUCAUGGCUCUGAUAUACCUGUGCGUGGAGGACGUCUUCAGACUCAUCAACUACUACAGCUUCAGCUACUGGUUCUUUGUGGGGCUGUCCAUUUUGGGCCAACUAUACCUGCGCUGGAAGCAGCCGGACAGGAAGAGGCCGCUGAAGUUGAGUGUGGUCUAUCCCAUCAUCUUCUGUCUGCUCACCGUCUUCCUGGUGGUGGUACCGCUCUACAGCGACACCAUCAACUCCUUGAUCGGUAUCGGCAUCGCUCUGUCCGGAGUUCCUGUCUACUUCCUCUGCUGCUACACACCUGCCCACAAGAGGCCGCUGUGGCUUCGCCGCUUCAUAGCGAAGUCUGGCAUCCUCAUUCAGAAGGUCUGCUACUCAGUUAUAACCGACAUGGACAAAGACGAGUGAGUGUACUCCCUCCCGCUCGGAUAGACUUGAACUGGGGCCUGACGGAUCACCUGACUGCGAAGGAAGGCCUCAGCGGAGCCGACCCAUUCAUGAAUCUACGUGGAUGCCUUUAAUUAUUGCAGGCCUGGAAAGAAGAGUUUUAUUAAUGGAGAAUAUGGCCUGACACACCAGCUUUAAAAUUCAGAUAUGCUUUUGUGGUCAGAUGAUGGUCUCUGAGAGACGAUCUGUUGA